AUGACCCUGAAUGUGCAGUCACGUGGACAUCCGACGAACCAAUCAGUGACGUCACGAUGCAAAUCCUUUCUUUCUUCAUUUCCUUUUUUUCUUUCUUCAGUUCCUUUCUUUCUUUUUUCUUUUAGCUUUUCUUUCUGUCUUCAGUUUUUUCUUUCUUUCUCCAAUUUCUUUCUUUCUUUCUUCGGUUCCUUUCUUUCUUUCUUUCGUUCUUUUAACCUUUCUUUCUUUCUUUCCUUCUUUCUUCAGUUCUUUUAUUUUCGUUUAGCCUUUCUUUCUUUCUUUCUUUCUUUCUAUCUUCAGACCCUUUUUUUCUUUCUAUUAGCCUUUCUUUCUUCCUUUAUUUCGUUCUUUUCUUUGUUUCUUUCUUUUAGCCUUUCUUUCUUUCCUUCUUUCUUUCUUCAGUUCUUUUAUUUUCGUUUAGCUUUUCUUUCCUUCUUUCUUUCUUCAGUUCCUUUUUUCUUUCUUUUGGCCUUCCUUCCUUUCCUUCUUUCUUUCUUUUUUCUUUCUUUCUUUCUUCAGUUCCUUUUUUCUUUUCUUCUUUCAUUCUUUCUUCAGUUCCUUUUUUUUCUUUCUUUUAGCCUUUCUUUCCUCUUUCUUCAGUUCUUUCUUUCUAUUAGACUUUCUCUCUUCCUCUCUUCAGUUCUUUUCUUUUCUUUCUUUUUCCUGUUCGAAGUUUGUUUUAAAAAUAUUUACAUUUAA
Messenger RNA from Acanthosepion pharaonis, 699 nucleotides. The record is from the annotation of a GenBank genome assembly. NCBI's taxonomy places the organism in Eukaryota, Metazoa, Mollusca, Cephalopoda, Sepiida, Sepiidae.